Messenger RNA from Biomphalaria glabrata, 558 nucleotides. RefSeq names its product 40S ribosomal protein S20-like. Gene Ontology annotation, molecular function: RNA binding; structural constituent of ribosome. Gene Ontology annotation, cellular component: cytosolic small ribosomal subunit; ribosome. The transcript has 4 exons. Lineage: Eukaryota; Metazoa; Mollusca; Gastropoda; Planorbidae. Gene Ontology annotation, biological process: translation. The coding region runs from base 155 to 529 and encodes 124 amino acids. The record is from RefSeq and is a predicted model, not a curated record.
UUUGACCACUAAAAAAAAAAAAGUUUCUUCAUCCGACGGAAGACGAGAUUUUAAGUUCCUUUUCUCUCCGCGUGUGUCUGGAGCAAGUAGCUGGCUCACCGCUGUUCAGAGAAAUAUUUCCUACUUUGAAUAAGUCGGCCAGAAUAAAGCUAAAAUGACUUCAACAAACUACACUAAAGAUAGUGCUUUGAAAACUUCUGGUGAAGAAGCUCCCAUACACAGAAUUCGCAUCACUCUGACAAGUAGAGUUGUUAAAAGUUUGGAAAAAGUAUGUGCUGAUCUUAUCAAGGGAGCCAAAGAGAAGAAUCUGAAAGUAAAGGGCCCAGUGCGCAUGCCAACCAAAGUACUGCGUAUCACUACUCGUAAGACUCCUUGUGGUGAGGGUUCAAAGACCUGGGACAGAUACCAAAUGAGAAUUCACAAACGUAUCAUUGAUUUGCACAGUCCAUCUGAAAUUGUCAAGCAAAUUACUUCCAUUUCUAUUGAACCUGGUGUGGAAGUUGAAGUCACCAUUGCAGAUGCUGCAUAAAUUGUUCUAAAUAAAAGUUGUAUUGUUAA